CACAGUAUUCAGAGAAAACAUUAAGAACAUCCCCAGUUCGUCACACCAGCUCACACGCUCCGUCUCUCACACCCACCACACACUCAUGUCUCCCCCAGACGAGAACCAGGCCGUGUGCUGGCAGGAGGUGGGGCCGGACCUGGUCUGCAGCCGCCCGCGCCUCGACCGGCAGGUCACCUACACCGAGUGCUGCUGCCUCUACGGGGAGGCCUGGGGCAUGGACUGCGCCCUGUGCCCUGCCCGAGACUCAGAUGACUUUGAGGCGCUGUGCAAUGUCCUGCGCCCCCCCAGCUACAACCCGGCCCGGCCCGGCCUGGGACUGCCCUACGAAUACGGCCCGGAGUUCGUUCCCGGCUACGGGCUGCCCUAUGGCCCCGAGCUGUUCGCCGGCUCCGCAGCACGGGGCCCCCAGCCCGGCCUGCGCCCCGACUAUGACCCCUAUGCCCUGGGGGGCUACGCCGGGCGCCGCGACUCGCUCUACAGCCCCCCCACCUACGAGGCCAGCGACUUCGAGGACCUGACCUACGUGGACGCCCGCCCGGAGGAGCCGCCCGCCCCCUACCGGCGCCCUGACCCCCCCCGCACCUACCGGCCCCGCAGCCCCCCGGACCCUGAGCCUGGCCCCGCCUGGCACUACCCCCCCCAUCCCGCCAGCCCCUUCCCCGAGCAGCCAGGCCGGGCCAGCGAGACCCACGUCGAGCGGUUCGAGGGGCUGCGGGCCGAAGAGUGCGGGGUCCUGAACGGCUGCGAGAACGGGCGCUGCGUCCGCGUGCCUGACGGCUUCACCUGCCGCUGCGACCCGGGCUUCCGGCUGGACACCGCCCACAUGGCCUGCCUGGGUGAGCCCUGCCCCACGGCCAGCCCCCCUCUACUGCCCCAUGGCCUGCCUGG
Messenger RNA from Terrapene triunguis (Three-toed box turtle), 891 nucleotides. RefSeq names its product latent-transforming growth factor beta-binding protein 4-like. The record is from RefSeq and is a predicted model, not a curated record. The transcript is spliced from 3 exons. Gene Ontology annotation, molecular function: calcium ion binding. The annotation marks the transcript as partial. NCBI's taxonomy places the organism in Eukaryota, Metazoa, Chordata, Testudines, Emydidae.